AUGCAGUGGCGAAAACUUACCAGGUUGAAGUCUUCGCCGGGCGGACAGUCGCGCGCUCGGAGGAUGCUCUGCUGCGGCCGCAGGAAGGAGAACGGCCGCGCGGCGCCGGACUUGACGGCGUCGCCGGGACGCGCGCCGCCCGGUCCGCCGCAACCGGCCCGUGCCAACCAUGCGCCGCCCUGUGUGCUGCAGCCAGACUUCAGAAAGGUAUCCGGAGUUAGCAAUGAAAUAUUCAGGCAGAUUGAAAUGGUUGAAAACGAUCACGAUUCUACCACCGCCGUGGCGCUCGAGGCGGUGGAGCGCCGUGGCGAGAUGAUCGUGAGAAUUCUCGAAUUGAGACAAGUUGGUCGAAACAAUAUUGAAGCCGCUAAGAAAUUCUUCGCAUUACAGGACACGCGUCAUGUAGUUCAACUUGUGGAGAUUGUGAAACGUCCAGGUCAAACCCUUGGACUGUACAUCAGAGAAGGAGACGGUGGAACAAGAACUGAUGGGGUGUUCAUUUCACGAAUAGCGUUGGAGUCAGCAGUGUACAACAGUGGUUGUUUGAAGGUUGGAGACGAGAUACUUGCGGUGAACCUAGUUGAUGUGAGACGAAUGUCAUUGGAUGAUGUCGUUAUUAUUAUGUCGAUACCUAGAAGAUUGUUGCUGUGCACGAGACAGAGAAAAGGGAAAUCUGGCCCGGGUUCGCCGUCACUACCACGAUCGGAGCACAAGCCGCCGCCCGUCGUUGUUCUCAAGCGGGACUGUCGUGACGAUGAAGACAGGGAAAGGGAAAGAGAUCGAGAUCGCGUUGACGGACUUUAUUCGCAACAUGGCACACUCCGAUCUACAGGCGGACAUGGUAAUGCAGUGCGUCCAGUUGGCGAUGGCAGGGAAGAGAGGAGUCGCCUCCAGCUCGGUGCACUGUCCCCGGAUUCUGCAGCACUUGACCUGUAUUACAAUCCUAGACCGCCGUCUGAUCAUUCUACUUGGAGUUACCGCCCGCCACCACCAGUAAUAACAGAACAACCUAAAUCAUCAGCCACACAUUUUGUACCAUACGAACGUUCGUAUCCUAAUACGCUUGAUAGUCUUGCAGAAAAAGUUCACUCGUACUAUCCACCGGAAAGUGGAAGUACACGCUUUGGGGGCAGAGUUCCGAGGUCUGGGUCAGAGCAGCAGUUGCCGCGUGCGGAAACGCACUCAGAUUUUGGGCGGCAUUCGUUGCUAAGAUCAAGCUUAAAGGCGUCGACAGCCACUGGUGGUGCAUCAAGCCUGUCAAGAUAUAACCAUCGUUAUGGUGGCGUUGGCAUGCCAGGAUCUGGAAUAACAAGCAGUGGUCUGGCAAACACUGGAUUAACGUCUACUGGAUUAGGGGGUCCAGGAUUACCAUCUGGCUUAUCUAGUACGGGCCUCAGUGCUCUUACUGGAUCUAGUCUCGUGGGACCUGGACUAACUGGCUCGGGAUUAGGGACCGGCUUGUCUGGUACUGGCUUAGGAUCUACAUUGGGUGGAGGUUACGGGACGACUGGAUUAGGACUUCCAUCAUAUAGUAGUAAAUUUGGUACAGCGAGGAGAAAUCGAAGCUUAGAUUAUUCAUCCGAUACAGAGGCUACGGCACCAACUCGACCUCCAUAUUAUUCUGGUUUAAGUGGAUACAGAAGUAGCACAUUAGGAAGGGACAUUACUUCAAAGUUUAAUUCACUGCCCAGGGAUGUGCGAAACACCGGACAAAGGUUGGGGUUGACAAGACGUACCGGAAGUGUCCUUCAAGAUGAACCAGAACCCCUAUCUUCACGACUCGAUCUUCGUUCUUCAAGAGGUCGUCUACCUUCUUCGCCGUCAGUGUUCACGUCGGACGAAUACAGAGCUUGGCUUUCUCGAGCCCCUUCUACUAGUGCACUUUACGAAACUCUGCGUCCACGUCUACCUACUCACUAUUCAGCAGAAAAUAUACACGAUGCGCUCAAAAAUAUGGAAAACGCUAGUCGUUUCGGAUCAUCAUUAGGCUUAGCGGGGCGUCGCAUUGAGCGUCCCAGGCACUUGCCAGCGCGAUCGGUAUCCUCGCAGCAGCUGGGAGCGACGCAACAGUUAGGCGGUGGGCCGGGAGGUUCGCCUUCCACUCGACGAGUCCGUCAGCUAUUGGAACUGGGCUCGCGGUUCACGUGUCCGAAUCCCAGUCCGGUACCGACCCCUGGUUCAAGGCACCAGAGACCACUCGAUAUCAAUCCUAGUGACUUCCUUAAAUACAAAGUGGAUAAGAUGACUGGUGGUGGUUUGUCGGCAUCAAUGACUGGCCUGUCACGCCUGUCGGGUGGUGUGUCAGGCAUGCUGUGGAUACACCUCCUGUCAGGGAGGGGGUUGCGCCCGGCGGGAGCAUCAGGCUCGUCCCCGGGAUCGCCGCCUUCUGGGCCUAUCAUGUCGGUUCAUCCCCCAGUUGCAACACGUGACUUGUACUGCGUUCUCGAAUGUGAUCGAGUACACAAAGCUCGUACAGUGAUUCGUAACAGCGAAUUGGACUUCGAUUGGGAUGAGGCCUUCGACCUAGAGUUAGUUGAUAACAGACAAUUGGAUGUACUGGUGUACUCAUGGGAUCCCCAACACAGGCACAAGUUGUGUUAUAGAGGUGUCAUAACGCUACCUGACUUAGUUGCUCGAUCUGCAAUGCACCAACUUGCAAUCAAGUUGGAGCCACGCGGUACAUUGUACGUGAGGAUACGGCACACGGAGCCUCAUGAGCUGUUCCGACGACGCCCGACUCAAGGUCGCGUGUCUCCUCCUCCGCUGUUCGGUUCGGAGCUGGAGGCGGUGGUGGCGCGGGAGAUCCGCCCUCCUAACGCGCCGCCCGUACCUCUCAUCGUCCGACGAUGCGUUGAGGAAAUCGAGAGACGAGGACUUGAUAUCAUAGGUCUUUAUCGUUUAUGUGGAGCGGCCAGUAAGAAGCGUGUGCUUCGGGAAGGGUUUGAACGGAACGCCCGUACCGUGGAACUCACGCCUGAGGCUGUUCCGGAUAUAAAUGUCAUAACAGGCGUCCUGAAAGAUUACCUUCGCGAAUUGCCUCAACCCCUGUUCAGUCGAUGCCUGUUCCAAAUGACAUUAGAUGCUUUAGGAGUAUGUCUCCCCGACGACAGGGAAGGAAACGCUCGUCUAAUGGCCUCCAUAGUGGAAUGCUUGCCGAGGGCCGCGAGAGCCACUUUGGUAUUCCUGUUAGACCACCUGGCCCUAGUGGUAGCUGCACAAGACCGCAACAAGAUGUCGCCGCAGCAUCUCGCCGUAGCUCUGGCUCCACCUUUAAUGCUACAUUCGUCGCCUCCUGGCGAAUUGGACUAUCAAAGACCCAUCCAUGUACUCCAAUGUCUAUUACAGAUUUGGCCUCCACCUAAGCGUUCAGUUCGGCGCGGCGAGCCAGUAAUCGGGCCGCGUGGAAACAGAGUCAGUGCGUCGCCAGCGGGCUCACACACGCUCCACCCAGGCCGAGCUCAGUCCUCAGUCAGUCCAUUUCGGCCUCAAGCGGCAGCAUCAGCAGCAUCUCCGCCGCCAGCUCUAUCGGGUCGGCCCGUGCCCGACCGCUCGCCGCCCGCACAUGUUCUCUCAUCAGUCAGGGGCGGCCAAUAUCGUCCGCAGUCGCCGCUCCGAGGUCCGCUGCCCGCACCGCCGCGGGCGCGCUCUGCGACGGCUUCAUCGCCCGGGUCCAGCACUAGCUCGGGCAGUCACAGUCCCGCCGACACGAUCAAGCACGGUGGCUCGGUGUCGUCUAUCUUGCGUCAGCCGGAACGUCAGUCGCCGUCGCGUGCAUCACCGCGCAGCUCUCCGCGAGCGUCGCCGCGUGCGUCGCCCAGAGAGUCUCCGCGCACCGCCUCACCGCGUCUCACGGCCUCAGCUCCGUCGGCCCCCGCCAUACCCGGCACGUCAGCGGGGCUCGCCGUCACACUCAAUUCAGCGCUGAGCCCGCGGUACGAUUCUUCAACGAAUCCGUUCCUGCAGCAAUACGACGCGGAAGCGGAGGCGGAGGCGUGGCGUUCGGCGGAUAUCUUCUCGCCGCCGUCGACGCGCGCAUAAUGAGAGCACACUAAAUUUUUAUAGUCAAUUUAUUCCUUGACUCGGACCACUUGUUCCUUUCGUUUCCCACCUUCGACACAACACAACGUGUAUUAUUUUACAAUUAAUUUUAAUUUUUCCGUAAUAAGGCCGAAAAUUGAUGCGCCAUUUUUUAAAUGAAUUUAACAGAAAGUAUUAGACCUCUAUUCCUGUUAUCUAUUUAUUUGCCUUCGUUUGUUAAUUCUUUUGAGAACUCGAUUAUUAACAGUGGGGUGGGCUUCGAACGGCGAGUGCGCCGCGUGCGACGAAUUAAACCGCGCCCGUACAUUACCGUUGUUUGUUCGAACGUGGUGACGUAUUUGUUAUAAUAUAGAGCGAGUUGCGAUGUAUAUUACGGUGAGAAUGUUAAUGCUGACGCGUGAGGCUCGGCCUAGCCGCCCGUUGCUGUAUCGUCGUGUAGCCUCUAUAGUAAUUACCGUAUCGUAUUGUACAUUGUAUAUAAGAAACGUAUAUAUAGGUACGCUCCAAUUUUGUACCGUUCGGGCGAUACCGGGGCGGGCGGUUCGCGGCACUACACACAUCAUCCCACAUAUCAGAGACUUGUGUACACCACUGACACGAUAAUCGAUCGAAUUGACUAAAACGGUAGGUAUACUCGGGAAGCGUUCUAAGCGUGUUUAUGACGCAACUUAUCAGUGAAGUAGAGUAAUGUGUAUGUUCUGUCGUUGGCGAACACAAGUCAGUUAGCUCGAGUAGGGAGAGUGUAUCGUAGGUCAGACGUAUGGACUGUCUUGAGACUGAGACCAUAUCAGAGUAAAUGUAGCGCGUAGAGGCGAACGUGUCCGUCGUAGAAAGAGCGAUUACGUCACACGUCGCUAAACUAGCGACAUCUAGCUACAUUGUGACAUAAAGGUAUUUAUCGUUCAAUAUUGUUCAUGCAACCUUUACAUACCUACUCCAACUAUUAUAUUAUAUUGAUGAAUAGAAUGUGAUUAUUUUUAGUGAAGCGCUUAAACGAGUCGCUGAUUCUAUGAAGGAUUGGAAUCAAUUUUGGGAUCGGUCGCAUUCUCAAGAUAAAAGGUGUUAUAUCCGAAAUUCGAAUCUAAGUUCCUUGAGAUCUAUAAAAUAUUUCAUCAUUAUAGUAUUGCGCUGGUUUAGUAAAACAUAAUGAAUUAAUCGAAUUAACGGUUUUUGCUAAAUUUUUCGGUAUAAUCAUUAUAAUUUUAUCAUACAGACGAAAUGCGUUUCAUAUUUCGUGAUUCGGAAAUAUCACCUCAGUUUCCAAAGGCGUCUGCUAGACAUAUAAGAGUGGGGAAAUCGACCAAUGAGCGCGCUGAUCCUACUUUCACUGCCAUGGUUGGUCCAUUAUGAUAGAAAACAUUAUGAUUAUACACUUGUUUAUAUGUCUGUCGGAGGCUACACGGUCAAAUUAAAAUUUUGAGCGACACUUCAAGACUUAAUCUUAUCGAAUAAUUAAUAUAUAAAAAAAUAGGUAUGCACAAAUAACUGACUGAAAUGGGACAGAAAAACCAUUUUUUUUAAUAUAAUAUAUAUUUUUAAAACGUUUUUUCGUAACAUUUUGUAACUAUAAACAAAGUCUGAUCUAUGUUCGAAAUACGCUCCUGCCUGUAAUUUAGAUGAACUUGAUUAGAGCAUGCUUAUUUUAGUGUUUUACUUUUCCUUUUCAUAAGAAGAUACACC
Molecule: messenger RNA, 5718 nt
Organism: Bombyx mandarina (wild silkworm)
Lineage: Eukaryota; Metazoa; Arthropoda; Insecta; Lepidoptera; Bombycidae
Gene: RhoGAP100F
Product: Rho GTPase activating protein at 100F
Biological process (GO): cell migration; cell projection organization; signal transduction
Cellular component (GO): synaptic membrane
Molecular function (GO): GTPase activator activity; protein binding
Source: RefSeq, a predicted model, not a curated record